Molecule: messenger RNA, 1949 nt
Organism: Camponotus floridanus (Florida carpenter ant)
Lineage: Eukaryota; Metazoa; Arthropoda; Insecta; Hymenoptera; Formicidae
Exons: 5
Coding region: 842-1801 (319 amino acids)
Source: RefSeq, a predicted model, not a curated record
AAAAAAUAUUAUUUAUGUAGAUAUAAAAAAACAUGUCACAAAAUACAAAUAUCUGAAUAAUUAUAUGGGAAUUAUCGGCUAUUAUGUACUUAAAAUGUCAGGUGGAUAUUCCAAUUUAUGUACUAUUGAUUCUCUUUUUCUUGUAGCAGUAAUGAAGAAUAAAUAACAAUCAGUGACAGUACGAUUAGAUCUAUAUACACAUUUCUCUUCAUAGCUUUACAUUGCGCAAAGCAAUUAGGAUUAUAAAGGCGAUAGGCGAAAACAUUAUACAAUGAGUCGUGAUUAGCGUAAAUAGCGUUCAUUUUCGCAAUUCGCAAAUUUUAUAAGAACAAUUUUUCCAUAGAUAAGCUAUGUAUAACUAUUUCUAAUUGCAAGAAUAAAAUAAAUAUUUGUUUUGACGAUUUUUCUCUACAUUACUUGUACUUGGCGCAUGCGAUAAACUUCUUUAAAAAAAAAGGAGCUUUCUCUCGGAAAAUAAUUUUAAUACAUGUAGUAGUGAUAGUAUCAUAUGUAAAAAAUAUACGAGAGGUAAAUCAUUAAAAAAGGUACGAGAACGCAGCUCCAGCGUGACAAUUGUUCUAGAUGCACGAGCAUCAUCAACCGUUUCGUUCUCUUUAAUCCUAACAGAACAUUUCUGCUGGAAAUAAUAGCGUCUCCUGCAGCAUAUUCGUUGUCCAUUGUCAGACAGUUUCCGAAUUACAAAUGUGCAAGAAACAUAGGUGUGUAGAAGCUAGAAAAGUUGGCAUAUUACUCAUUUAAAUACAAAUCGUGGAUGAAGAUGAAGACUUUUCUUCGCGGAUGAUAAAAGGCCAAAGAUAACAUAUAACGUUUGUCCUUAAAUAUGUUUGCGCGCAACAUAUUUUGCGCUCUAUAUUUUAUAAUACUUUUUUUAAAUAUUAAUGUGGCAGAAUGGGUGGACAUGCCACAAUUUUCGGACGAGAACAAGAUUUAUAGGAUACCUUCUGUCCAACAUGAUCAGUUUUACAAAUUUAGACGCGGCAACGUCAACUCUCCCGAUGAUCAACGAAACAAUAGUCAAACUUAUAGCAGAUAUCUCGUUAAAGCUACAUAUCCGAUAGAUGAUCGCAAAGGAAUGGAGAUUAAGAAGAUACAUUCUGUCACAAUGUCGACGACAUUAUCGAAUUUAUCUUUCGAACAAAACACCGAAAAUUUUACAGAGAUCAGUAAGAAUCGCGCAACAAUAGAAAGUGAUAUUUCUAUAACUGAGAAUAAAUUAAAUAACACAUAUAGUACAAUUUCAACAAAGGAUACAAUAUUUGAUACGUUUACAACUCAAUCUUCACCGAUUACUACUACGCAUAAACAAGAAAUGACAUGCGAUAAAUACCACAACUACACUCUGAAAAGAGACGAUGGCAUAUUUCAACAUUUACCAAUAGAUAUACUUAAGAAUGUUCACAGUACUCUGAAAUCGCAGCCAGUGUCGUACGAAGGAAAACUCCACUUUCUCAAAAUGUUUGAAAAAUCAUUAAUGUCGGAAAUAGAAUCUCGUCUUACCGCUACUAUGUCGCCAAAUCGAAAAGUAAGAGGUGCGGAUUAUCACGGACACGGCUACGAGAGUCACGAUGAUCAUUCUAUAGGAUUUCCCUCAAUAGAAGGCGCACUGCUGGCUAUAUCUUUUCUUACGUUCGCAGUUUAUCUUGUUCGAUUAGUCAUGCUUCUUUUUCGAAAUAUGAGUACUCCUAUGACUACUACUACUGCUGGUGCGCUUUUUCUCGGUAAAAGAAAAAGAUCCAUCGAUUUCGAUGACGAUACUGCUAGAAUACUCAAUAUAAUAUGAACAUAUCGUUUCUGACUUUAAAAUUUUUGAAUAUUUUGUAAUACAAACAAUUAAUACUUUUUCUUAAUACUUUUUUGUAAACUUGCAUAACUUUUAAUAAUACAAAUGUAUGUAAAAAUUAUACAAGCUUUAUAUAAUAAAUAUUAAG